Tricharina praecox is the source of this 813-nucleotide messenger RNA. Its product is annotated as Cerato-platanin. The record is from RefSeq and is a predicted model, not a curated record. NCBI's taxonomy places the organism in Eukaryota, Fungi, Ascomycota, Pezizomycetes, Pezizales, Pyronemataceae. The coding region runs from base 141 to 572 and encodes 143 amino acids. The transcript has a single exon.
ACAUCCAACAACACAACAAGAACAGCAUCUCGAGCUCAUCAUCCAACCUUAUCAACAUCCUCAUUCCAUCCGAUCCAAUCUAAUAAAACCUCCUCACUCAACCAACCACUCCUCAUUCAAAAAACCACUCCAAAGCCAAAAUGCAGUUCACCUCCGCCCUCCUCUUCUUCGCCUCGACCUUCGCCGUCGCCUCGGCCGGUACCCCCGCCUCGGUCCGCUACGAUACCACCUAUGACACGUCCUCGCAGUCGACUCUCACGCUGGCCUGCUCCGACGGCGCCAACGGGCUGUACACUAAGGGCUACGAGACUCUCGGCGAGCUGCCCAGUUUCCCGAACGUCGGCGCGGCGGCGGUGAUCACCGGCUGGAACUCGGCGCAGUGCGGAACGUGCUUCAAGCUGUACUACCAGGGCAAGACCGUCUACAUCACCGGCGUCGACGUGGCCAGCGGUGGCACCGGGUUCGUCCUCAGCAGGGCCGCCAUGAACACUCUGACCGGCGGCCUGGCUACCCAGGUGGGAACCGUCACUGCGGAUUAUGCGCAGGUUGCGUCCUCUUUCUGCGGCUUGUAAUCGGUCGUCGGUGGGACUGUGUAUAUUUUUCGGCGGGAGCGGAAGGCGCGGAGGCGGGGUAGAAGGGCUUGUAUACAGACGGAAGAAGGCGGGGUCAUGGCAGGGGGAUGAGCAUAUGGGAUUUAAUUCUGUAAUUAUGAUUGAACAUAAAUUAAUGUACGACAUUGCAAUUGUAUUCGGUUUGUUUGUUUACUCAUUGAUUGUAUGCGACGCAUCUACAUAUGAAAUCGUGUUCGGUUUU